UCCAAAUUUGGAGGAGUAAAAGAGAGAUUCGAUUCAUAACCUUCAUUGAACUAAGAAGAUAUCCUUUCUAUUAAAGAACGAGACAAUUUUAUCUAAUAAAUCCAUAAAACAUACUUGACGCUCCUUCCUCCAAGUCACCAAGCUACGAUUAUCGGCAAAUACGAAAAGAAAUACUACUACGACGACUACCGUAUACGUAUAAUACCUCGAUAGCGAAACAGCUUGGGCGCACAAAACGAAGCCAACACACAUUUUCACACGUUCAGACGUUCACUAGAAUCACUACCUACCUACUGUGUUACUCCAUCAAACGGUCCAAGGGAUAUCUCGAGGCCAAGUUUGUGUCUAGAUCUCGGUCGGACCUUUCAUCCAAAUCAGAAAUAAGUCAGUCAGUCAAAUAUCGCAAAAGCGGCAUUCGCUCCGUACCUAUUUGUAUUUGUAUUUGUUAUUUUUGGUUGUGGUACUAGAUAGAUUUAAAGGUAAAGCUCGAUUCACGCUGCUUUGCUACUACUACUUACCACUCCCCAACCCAAGAAAGACAAGGAAUUUGUUUAUUUAUUGACUGACUGAACUUUACUAUUUAUUAUUUUAGGCGACAUUCCCACCCCCCAUCUCAAAACUAUCUUUGCCGUCUCCUUCUCAAUAAUUCAUCCCACUCACUACCAAAUCGCCACGCGAAAUUCCGAUUCCAAUUCCAAUUCCAAUUCCGCUCACUCACUCACCCACCUACCUACCUACAUACAUCCUCUCGCAACUAACCUUCUUUUCUUACAAAGAUUUCACUUUCUUCAUUCCUACCAAAAUAAUCCUUCUUUCCCCUAAGAUAUUACUUCUCAAAAGAGAUCACACAAGUUCAAAAUGGCUGAAUUCGUUAGAGCUCAGAUCUUCGGGACAACCUUUGAGAUCACUUCCAGGUACGCGGGGCUCAAACAACUCGAACAAAAUGUCAAGAAAUUGUCAAAUUUGUUCACCACCCCUUCGCCACUAUAGAUACUGAUGCUUUGGUGUAUAGAUACUCUGAUUUACAGCCGGUGGGCAUGGGCGCAUUUGGUCUCGUUUGGUAUGAUAAUCCCUCAUUUUUUGGGCCCUUGUUUGUGAUGAAAUCUUCAAUUGAGGGGUAAAAUGAUCACUUUUCCCCAGCAAACACUAACUUAUGUCAUCUGCACAGCUCUGCCAAAGAUAACCUCACCGGUUCAAAUGUCGCGGUUAAAAAGAUUAUGAAACCAUUCAGCACACCAGUCUUAUCCAAGAGAACUUACAGAGAAUUGAAGUUGUUGAAACAUCUCAAGCACGAGAAUGUACGUUUGGAUUGCGAUACCACAGAUAUACAAUAAUGGCCGGUCCUGAAAAUACUAAAUGUUUACAGGUUAUCUCGCUCAGCGAUAUCUUCAUUUCCCCUCUUGAGGAUAUGUAUGCAGACUCCAUCAAAUUGAAGGGAUUUUAGACUGAUAACCAUUCAAGCUACUUCGUCACCGAACUCCUUGGCACAGAUUUACAUCGUUUGUUGACCUCGCGACCACUCGAGAAACAAUUCAUUCAGUACUUCUUGUAUCAAAUCUUGGUAUGUCAUCCUGUUCCGGCUGUGCUGUAUUACUGGAGAGAAUUAGGCUAAUGUUACUCUCCCAGCGUGGAUUGAAAUAUGUUCACUCUGCAGGAGUCGUUCAUCGUGAUCUCAAGCCCAGCAACAUCCUCGUCAAUGAGAACUGCGAUCUUAAGAUCUGCGAUUUCGGUCUUGCUCGUAUUCAAGAUCCUCAAAUGACCGGAUAUGUCUCUACAAGAUACUACAGAGCACCAGAGAUUAUGCUUACAUGGCAAAAGUAUGAUGUGGAGGUUGAUGUUUGGAGUGCGGGAUGCAUUUUCGCAGAGAUGCUGGAAGGCAAACCUUUGUUCCCAGGAAAGGAUCACGUCAACCAAUUCUCCAUCAUCACGGAACUCCUCGGAACACCACCAGAUGAUGUUAUCCACACCAUUGCCAGUGAAAACGUGAGUAAUUGUGUAUGGACAAUGGGAUGUAGCUGAUAAUAGUUCAGACCUUGAGAUUCGUACAAUCUCUACCAAAACGUGAGAGACAACCUCUUGCAAACAAGUUCCAUAAUGCGGAUCCAUUAGGUACGUCUUUAGCUUCGACUUCAAUUCUACUGCAACCCUCGUUGACCUGUUCUAGCCAUUGAUCUCCUCGAGAAAAUGCUGGUUUUCGACCCCAGAAAGCGAGUCAAGGCAGCCGAAGCAUUGGCACAUGAUUACCUAUCUCCUUACCACGACCCUACCGAUGAGCCAGUGGCAGAGGAGAAGUUUGACUGGUCAUUUAAUGACGCAGAACUUCCAGUGGACACCUGGAAAAUCAUGAUGUACGAACAACUUUUCGAUUACCAACAAAAAUAGAUCAUCUGCGUUCUUCUGCAGAAGUAUUUGGUUUAUCGAGUGCAUCCGACGGACCAAGAUAGUAGAACUGACUUGGAAUGUUAUGCAGGUACUCCGAGAUUCUUGAUUAUCAUAACGUCAACGACGCCCAAAAUCUGGUCGAUGGUCAGUAAACAUGCAUCUGUUUUUUCGAUUAAAUAUGAUUAUCAAAGGUACCGCCUAGGUACAACUUUCGGUAUGGGAUGGUUACACAAUUAUGGGAUGGCUGGUUAGGAGCGUUCUCUGGUACUUUCUGAUGUCGCGCAACGCAACGCAACUCCUGGCGAGAAUCGGCUUUUCUUCCACUUCGACUACUGGCGUACAUACUGCCACCCCAACGGGUAACGGGAACUUACUUUUUCGAAGUUCCUAAAAUCUACAUCUUUCCUGCCCAUGGUUUAUUGGGUUGUGUACGGCUUGACUGAAGCGAUGAAAUGGAGAGGGGGUUUUGCACGCAGUAGAACAAUGAAUUUUCUUUCCGCAAAAGUUGUACUUAGAUGAUUGGGCGAGUAAGGUUUUUGGCGUUUAAUGGACAUAGAGGGUGUAUGAAUUACGAUUAUAAUGAUUGGGCUAUGUCACA
Sclerotinia trifoliorum is the source of this 2980-nucleotide messenger RNA. The record is from the annotation of a GenBank genome assembly. NCBI's taxonomy places the organism in Eukaryota, Fungi, Ascomycota, Leotiomycetes, Helotiales, Sclerotiniaceae.